This is a messenger RNA of Prorocentrum cordatum, 836 nucleotides long. The record is from the annotation of a GenBank genome assembly. Lineage: Eukaryota; Dinophyceae; Prorocentrales; Prorocentraceae.
CCGACGCUGAGUGGGGUUCCCCUUUGACCUAGUCAGCCGAUUCUAUAAAUCACACUCAGCGGAGGCAAGACCUUCGAUACACAGUUUCGACUCCAGGGCAGGCCUCGCAGAUUUCCGCCGUGCCCUCCAGGGGCCUCUUACCCGGCCACAGGCUAUCGGCACCAACGCGCGAGCGGCGGCCAACGCAGAAAACUGCGGAACAAUCGUGAGCUUACGGUGGUCCGCUUCCCCUCAUGAGGGCUAUAGCCGCACCCAUCGAUGAGCAAAGGCCGGCCGAGUAAACGUCACCACAUUCAUGGGGGAGGAACAGGAGGAGGAGGAGAAGGAGGAGGAGGAGGAGGAGGAGGAAGGAAGGACGAAGGAAAGACAUAGCCAACAAAAAAUAAUACUGAGCAGAGACUUGCGCGUGGAUGGUCAAGUCAGUCUGGGCCGCACCUGGCGCCCACGUAGGCCGUGCAGCCACUGCCGCAGGCGGCGGACUCGCGCCGUGCCCACCCUCCCAGGCUGCAAAGCACUCCGCGGGGCCUCCGCCGCCCAGCGCUGCCGCAAGAUCCCGGCUGCCCGCAGAUGGCCUUUGGCGCCCUCCUUGACGGCCUGCGCCAGCGCCUGGAAUCUGUCCUCUUCCGUCCGCGCCCGGCGUGCCGAAGGGAGUUCGUGACCGAGUACACGGCGUAGAUGCCCAGGGCCACGCAGGCCAGGUCCUCUUCGGACUCCAGCGCCGGCGAGCAAAGCACCCACGCAUGCAUGCCAGAGAAAACCUGGGCAUUGAGGCGAAAUCGAGUCCCCAUCAGCCUCCGUACAACUCUGCAACGACUGUAAUGCAUGAUGCUGUCCUC